Messenger RNA from Trypanosoma rangeli, 414 nucleotides. RefSeq lists its product as uncharacterized. The record is from RefSeq and is a predicted model, not a curated record. The transcript has a single exon. The coding region runs from base 1 to 414 and encodes 137 amino acids. NCBI's taxonomy places the organism in Eukaryota, Euglenozoa, Kinetoplastea, Trypanosomatida, Trypanosomatidae.
AUGGACCCAGAUGAAGUCGGUGUGUGGAAGAGUCCUGCAGCGACGGUGGAUGCUCUUAUGCGAUGGCAGUACUUUAAUUGGGAUCCUCGUGCACAUAGUAAAGAUUGCUUGCCGCAUCACAGACGAAGCCAAUCCGUGCACGUCUUUGUGGACGCCUCAAGGGUAACAGGGCGAAGAGUUUCUUCCGAAAUAGGCUCAGGCAACAACCAGCGUCACUCCGCGCUGCGGUCAUUGAUGUCUCCACUGUUUUCAGAGAAUUUACGGGCGAUGAACUUCAAACGUGUGACUCAGAAGGGUCUUGCCGAGACGCUGGCGGCGUUGCGGGGGUGGUCGGCAGAUUCCCACUGGCGCGCCCUUGAGGAACGAAGAAACACGCGCAGAGGAGAAACGGAGGCGCACUCACAUUCACAUUGA